AUGAGACACUCUCUGCCUGACCGCUCCGUGACGGGCACGACCAUUGAGGACGCCUACGUGAGCUUCAUUCUCUACUGCAACCCGAUUGUGCCGUUGGAUAGCAGUACGGCGGCUCUGCGGGAGGCAUUCCGAACGCCUCCGCGUAGCGGCGGAAAGAGCUUUAGCAUCUACACGCUGUUCCUGCUCAUCUGCCAGCUCGAGAGCAAGCAGAUCAAGACGUGGGCUGAGCUGGCGCUCAAGCUGGGCGUCGAUCCUCCUGACCAGGACAGUGGCCAAAGCUCACAGAAAAUCCAGCAGUACGCUGUGCGGUUAAAGCUCACACGGUCCCAGCGCUGGAUGCAUGCUAUGCAUGUUGAUGCGUUCUUCGACUAUCUGAUGGACCGUGGCCAUAGCUACUGGACAGAGGUGCCGUCCGAUCUCGGUGCGUUUGACGACUAUUUGCGCGACGGCGUGGCUGCAAAAGACGACAUGGCGCUGCGUGCUCUUGUUCCCGAGAUAAAGCCACGUCGGGGGCGGAGGCGGCCGGACGAGGACGCAGAUCAGCAGCUGCUGAGCUGCAUGCCACCGCUGCAGAAGCAGCGCCUUGACGACGCGCCGGAAAAUGCAAACGGCUCAUGGCCGCAACACCCCCACAACAAUACCAUAUACGCAUUCGCGCAGCCGCCGGGCAACUCAGGGCACGCGGAAGCACAUGUGCAGGUGCAGCAUCCGCAACUGCAUAUUCCAUCGUACGACAUGAGCGGGGGACCGCACAUGUCCCUGCCGACGCCUCCGGUGGGAUCAUCGUGGACAGGCAGCGAGUUGGAGUCGCCAUUAUCGGCAUACCCGACAACAUCCAUCACGCCGACGCGGCAGACUUUCUGGGGAGACGAGCCAAAGCCGGCUGUGGCAGCGCAGCCGGCCAAGACAACACGGUCUUCCGGCCGUCGUCACGGCGCCAAGGUGGUCUCGUCGGCAUGGCGCAGCAGCAGCGGCACUGGCGGCUCUGGCAAGACGCGUGGCCGACCGCCCAUUAAGCGCAACGGCAAUGGCAAUUGCAACGGCAUCAGCAACAACAACAGCAGUAGCAAAGCCCGCAGAAAUGGCAACAAUCAGCAGACAGCCGCUGUUGAGAGCUCGCAGGCCGUAUAUACCACAAUGGAGCAGACAGCGGCAGUUUUUACGGAGACUGCAUACCCGGCUCAGCUGUCCAACUCGACAUCGCCGGAGCUGCCAUCCACGUAUAUGGCUAACCCGGUGCUGCAUGAUGCAGGCAGCACAUCUUCGGCCGGCUCGGUACUGAUCCCUCUCGUGUCGCAGAUGCCGACAUCCGACGGCGGAGCAACGGUGUCCAGGCAUUGUGAUGAGCGCUCUGAGCGUCAGCCAAUGUACGGACCGGAGCGGGCGGAAGUCCGGGGCUCAAGCAUUGCAUUGGCGGUGUCGCCGCUGGGAAUGUUCAACGGAUGCGCGCCAUUCGGCUCUGACAUGAGCUUUUUGGACCCUAAUGCGCUCGCGUCACCGCUGUAUUACGGGAGCUUUGCCGGGAACAUGGCAGGCUAUCACCUGAACUAUCAACAUGAGGACAUGAGCACGCAGCCGUUCGGGAACGACUCCUUCUCAUCGCUAUAUUCCGUGGCCACAGCAGGGCAGGAUCGGAGCGUGUACAUGGUGGAGGCGGAUGAUGUUGUUGUCAGUAUGGACAAUAACAGCCACAUCAAUGCCGGUCGGGUCCCAGGAGUGAGCAAUUCUCUGGGCACGGGCAGGACGGCGGUAGGCGGGUACAGCAACAACAUGAACGGUACAUUCGGCAGCGUAUUGGGCAAGCCAGCGCCAGCGCCACUCUUCAGCCUACCAUUUCACUUUGAUGCGCAGAAAGACCGGACGAACGUGGAUGAGACGCACGCGUAUUUCCUGCAUGAGAUUCUGUGUGCGGAAUGGCGGGACGCCAAGGGACAGCUGACGCAGGGCUGCACGAUUGACGAGGCGCGUGCGAUUGCGGACACGGUGAUGACGAACCUGAUCAAGAAGGCGCCUUCAGGGGAGGCAUUUCUGAUCAACGUGGCGAUCCUGGCCGGGGCGAGGGUGCUGAUGGACCAUUCGAAGAUGGAGCUUCGGCGGAUGGGCGAGAAUGACGAAUAUGCCGAGUUUGGGAUGAGCUGGGAGCUCAGGUUUGGCAGCGUGCGACGGCGGUUCAACAUGGUGGAAAGGGUGCCGCAAACGUACUGGGCCAAGACGCCGAUGGAGGUGAAGGCGGAGGCGGAGAGGCAGAGCAGCGAGGAGGCGGUGGACCGGAAGCGACCGGCGGUGACACCACCAAGCACGAAUGCGACGCCGUAUGCGACACCGCCGGACAUGGGGACACUGCCAGCGACGAUGCCGGACGAUACGACAGGCUUGGCGGCGAUGUGGGAGAAGCGAUACCGCGACCUGGUGGUGGUGCUGCACAAGCGAGACAAACAGCUGGGCGGCCUGAAGGCGCGGGUGCUGGAGGGAUUGAAAGACCGAUGA
Messenger RNA from Grosmannia clavigera kw1407, 2487 nucleotides. RefSeq names its product ars-binding protein. Lineage: Eukaryota; Fungi; Ascomycota; Sordariomycetes; Ophiostomatales; Ophiostomataceae. Gene Ontology annotation, molecular function: DNA replication origin binding. Bases 1 to 2487 code for a protein of 828 amino acids. The transcript has 2 exons. The record is from RefSeq and is a predicted model, not a curated record.